Molecule: messenger RNA, 922 nt
Organism: Ruditapes philippinarum (Manila clam)
Lineage: Eukaryota; Metazoa; Mollusca; Bivalvia; Venerida; Veneridae
Product: acanthoscurrin-2-like
Exons: 4
Coding region: 107-784 (225 amino acids)
Source: RefSeq, a predicted model, not a curated record
AAAAUUUAAGAGUAUAAAUAAGGGUCCCGUUUCCUCUUGUUCAGUCAUAUUGGAAAGUAAUUCGAUAUUUACACAUAUAAUACCGGAUAACACAAUCAAACAAAAUAUGAAGACCUUGUUAGUAUUUCUAUCCUUAAUUCUGGCUGCCUUGGCAACAAUACCAGGUUAUGGCGGUAUGUCAGGUGGUCAUGGGGGAAUGGGAUAUAGAAGGAUGAGAGGCGGUUACAUGUACGGGUCCGGAGGGGGAUAUCCAGAAAUGGGAUACGGCGGUGGUAUGCGAGGUGGAUAUAUGCGAGGUGGAUAUAUGAGUGGCGGAUACGGUGGUGGUGGAUAUCCAGGAAUGGGAUAUGGCGGCGGUAUGCAAGGUGGAUAUAUGAGUGGCGGAUACGGUGGUGGUCAAGGAAUGGGAUACGGCGGUGGUAUGCGAGGUGGAUAUAUGAGCGGCGGAUACGGUGGUGGUCAAGGAAUGGGAUACGGCGGUGGUAUGCGAGGUGGAUAUAUGAGUGGCGGAUACGGUGGUGGUCCAGGAAUGGGAUACGGUGGUGGUAUGCGAGGUGGAUAUAUGCGAGGUGGAUAUAUGAGCGGCGGAUAUGGCGGUCCAGGAAUGGGAUACGGCGGUGGUAUGCGAGGUGGAUAUAUGAGUGGCGGAUACGGUGGUGGUGGUGGUGGUGGAUAUCCAGGAAUGGGAUACGGCGGUGGUAUGCGAGGGGGAUAUAUGCGAGGUGGAUAUAUGAUUGGAGGUCGAAAGGGAGGAUACAAGAAGAACCGUCCAACACCAUAUUAAAGACGCUGAUGAAAUCAACACGCUCACAAGGGGGAAUGUUGCUGCACCUUUUGUUGUGCAGUUAUGGAAUAUUCUCUCAAAUUGUACAUACAUGUAUAGUUAAACAUGCAAUUUCAUAAAUAAAUUAUUUUAUUUGAA